Phytophthora nicotianae INRA-310 is the source of this 276-nucleotide messenger RNA. RefSeq lists its product as hypothetical. The record is from RefSeq and is a predicted model, not a curated record. NCBI's taxonomy places the organism in Eukaryota, Oomycota, Peronosporomycetes, Peronosporales, Peronosporaceae. The coding region runs from base 1 to 276 and encodes 91 amino acids. The transcript is spliced from 2 exons.
AUGGUGCACAACCUCUUCGUGCUGCGCAGUGUGGUGAUCUCGUACUGCAUUAGAUCAAGUCGGAAUUUCUUGCCCACGAAUCGUGAAAGAGUACCAGGUCGUCUUGGAGGCGUGGAUGUGCAUGACCAGCUGUGCUUGAUGCGGUACUCGAUACAACGAGUGGACCGAUUCCGAAAAUACUACAAUCCACUCGUGUUGGGGCGGAUUGACCUAGCAAUAGUGAACGGCUAUAUCGUGCACAAGGCCUACCACAAGAACAGACGUCUCGCGCUUUGA